Messenger RNA from Drosophila innubila, 3698 nucleotides. It is a transcript of the gene Cnot4, whose product is annotated as hormone receptor 4. The record is from RefSeq and is a predicted model, not a curated record. The coding region runs from base 186 to 3590 and encodes 1134 amino acids. Gene Ontology annotation, biological process: protein ubiquitination. Gene Ontology annotation, molecular function: ubiquitin-protein transferase activity; metal ion binding; RNA binding. Lineage: Eukaryota; Metazoa; Arthropoda; Insecta; Diptera; Drosophilidae. The transcript has 17 exons. Gene Ontology annotation, cellular component: CCR4-NOT complex.
GGUUUCCUCUUUGUGCAUUAUCGUCUGUCUGCUUCGUUAUUCGUUUCGUUCGCAAUAAUUGUUGGUCGAAAACUAGGUACUUGGAUUAGUAAUAACUCUAAAACCUUUAUCCUAUCGAUACUACAGCUUCAGUCUCAAAACCCGAUUACUAGUUAAAAGUGUAUUAUACCUUUAUCAACUAAAUAAUGAACGGCCUGGCUAACAACAAUGAUGACUCUGUAGAGUGCCCUUUGUGUAUGGAACCUCUGGAGGUGGAUGAUCUAACUUUUUUCCCAUGUACUUGCGGAUAUCAAAUUUGUAGAUUCUGCUGGCACAGAAUUCGUACGGAUGAAAAUAAACUGUGCCCAGCAUGUCGAAAAGAGUAUCCCGAGAAUCCAGCUGACUUUAAGCCUUUAUCGCAGGAAGAAAUGAUCGCGUUCAAGUCUCAAAAGCGACAAAGGGAUCAACAACGGAAGCAGAAAAUUACGGAAAAUCGGAAACAUUUAGCCAAUGUUCGUGUAGUGCAAAAGAAUUUGGUAUUUGUUGUUGGUCUGCCUCCUCGACUGGCAGAUGCAGAUAUACUAAAAAAGCACGAAUACUUUGGCAAGUAUGGAAAAAUACAUAAAGUGGUGAUAAACCCGAGUACAACUUACGCUGGAGUGCAGGGUCCAUCAGCGUCGGCAUAUGUCACCUAUGUGCAUAAUACAGAUGCACUGCGGGCUAUACAGAGUGUUAACAAUAUCAUGAUAGAUGGGCGACUGAUCAAGACCAGCUUGGGGACAACCAAAUACUGUAGCCACUUCAUGAAGAACCAACAGUGUCCCAAAGGCGACUGUAUGUACUUACACGAGCUGGGCGAUUCAGAAGCUAGUUUCACCAAGGAGGAAAUGCAUCAAGGCAAGCAUCAGGAGUAUGAGAAACGUUUACACGAUGCUUUGAUCGCGGCUUCUGGGGCGAAUAAUGUGACGGGAAUCGGGGGAUCAGGACCUGGAUCAGGAUCAGCCAAUGGUACAGCUGUAAGCGCUAGUGGAACUUCAAAAGCAACUGCUUCAACAACAAUGUCAUCGUCGUCAUCAUCAUCAGCAUCAACAUCGUCGGUUUCAAUUGCAAAUACUUCAACCACAGCAAGUGCCCAACAGAAGGAGGCUUGGCCCAGUUUAUCAGUAUCACCAGUUAACAGUAAGGAAACAUUGGCAAGUGCCUGUAACGGAAGUAGUGGAAAAAGCAAAAAGGAAAAGUUACGCAAUGAGAAAACGCGUCAUGAGAAAAACAAAUCGAAAAGCAAACAAAAUGCCUAUCCAACAUCAAAUGCUGCAUCCAACAAGGAGAACUUUGUUCCAGAGUCCAAGGGCAAUACAAGUGCAUCAGCGGCAACAGUGACUGUUUCCACCGAUGAGACGUCCACGAAAACGGAUGACAAUGUUGCCAGCAAUCGAUCCAAAACGGAACGUAAUAAGGAAAGAAUUUCGUUAAAUCGAACAACUGCUGCAAAGGAUCAACGUGAAACUAAGGAGACGAAUCAAACACAAAGUAAUCAACAUUUGGAUCAUUCUGAAGAUGCUUUAAAUACCAACAAGGACACGGACACUGACACGUCCAAAGGCAGUGAGAAUAACAAGUUAUUCGCAUUACCAAAAAGAUCCUCGCCCAAUGUACAUCGGUCCCAUAGCUCAAGCAGUGAAAACAGUGAUGAUCCCAUAUCGGAGAGCAGUGCGAGUGGAAAAAGUUCACCUGGUAAUUUUAAGGAGACCCAAUCGAAUGCUAGUUCAAAUGCCGAGGGUCAAACUGAAAUUCCGAUCAAUAAUAUCAAUCAUAAUAGUAGCGCAUUAGAAAACGGUGUGUUUGUAAAUACGGAUGAUGUAAAUACUACAGAUAGCAUUCAGAAAACUUGCGAUUCCGACAGUAGAACAAAAGAUGAGCUAAAUCGGACAUCUCAACAAGCAACUGAAUUAUUGAAUCCUGCUGAAAAUGACUGUGAAAAGGAAGUCACGGAUGCUCUCUCCAAGCUGAACAUCUUCGAUGACAGCAACAGCUUCUUCUCAUCGUCACCCGCAUUCCAGCAGUCGCUGUUGUUGAAGAACAAAGUUGAGGGAGAUAUGCGACAGCCUCAAGUAACAUCCUCUCAUUUGCCUGACCUGCUGAAUGGCAUUGAUGGAUACCAGAAACCAACCAAUACAAAUGAAUGGGAGGAAGCCUUUAAGAAUGUGAUGAUACGCAACACGCGGCAAGUGGAGGAGCAAGUGUUGCAUCAACAACACCUGCAACUGCAACAGCAGCAUCAUCACCAGCAAGUGCUGCAACAGCAGGAAGAAUUUCUACGUAUGCAUGAUUUGCAGAAGCGAAAUAAUUUGGUUAACGGUAUGGGAAUUGGUCCACUCGCUGAUUUCCCAAGCCAUUUUCAUAGCAACACAGUGGACGGCAAUAGGAGCCAACCCCAUGGACCUCUGCCUCAGCAGCAUCUUCUACAGCAGCCGGAUGAAAAUCAGUUGAAUGUAAAUAACGCAUUUGGUGGAAAUAUGUCCAAGUUCUUUGACUUUCACAAAAGUCAGCAGCAAUUGCAUCAGCAGUACAUUAAUGGGCAUUCUCUGCUAAAUAAUGGUGAUUCUCAUCGGUUAGCAGUAUUUUUGGAAAAUAGCCGUGUUAAUCCUUCGCUUUUUGAUAAUGGAAUUUUAAAUCAACAAACUCAAGUACAAAAGCAGAGAUUAAUGGGAGCUUUUGAUAAAAUCUCUCCAAACCAACAACAAAGCACUCAAUCACCACAAAAUCGAUUUUCACAAAGCUCUUUAGUGGACGAUGAUUUAGGUUUCGAUCCGUUCACUGAAACCCAAAAGGGACUUGCUGAACUUAUGGAGAAUGAAGUAGUUCAACAGAAUGUCAACAUUGGAAAUGUUGUACCCAAGCUACCACAACAACAGCAGCAUCAGCAACAACAGCAGCAGCAACUACAACAACAACAGUCGCAGGCAACACAUCAGCAAUUGCUUGACAACAUGCAGCGUGCCCGGAUGCCUCCUCCAGGCUUUAAUCAUAUGAAUGCCUUAGGAUUUGAUGGCGCCGCUCGCGUACAUUCGAGUAAAAUUCUGCCCUAUUUAAAUAUGCCCGGCAAUGGACUCGGAAAUAACAGUACACCGGUCGAGCAACAGCAUCAAAUUCAAAUGGCAACCAACUGGAAUCCCCAUUUGGCAACACUGCACCAACAACAGCAGCAGCAACAACAACAACAACAACAGGGACCGGGUAUUGCCGACUCCCAUUUACAGCAUCAAAUGGCACAAGCUGCUGCUGCUGCCGCUGCUGGCAACCACAACAAAGGAUAUAGUAGUAGUGACUGGACGUCAAUGGAUCCGGCUAUACUGUCUUUCCGACAAUAUUCAUCGUUUCCGCAUCAAGCUCAAAUGCCACUCCAUCAACAACAACAAGACCUAUUUCUGCAACAUUUAGCCCAAAAUCAACAACAACAAAACGGUCAAGGGUUCAGCAAUCAAUCUCAACAAAUGCUUCCUGGUAUGAACAUGCCUAACAAUUUGAUUAAUGGACAGUCAUCUCAGACACAGGUCAAUGCCAAUGUACAGGGUAUGCUGGAGUUCUUAAAAAACCGUCAAUUUGUUUAAAUAAUGUCUGAAUAUAAUAGAUUUGUUUACCUGUACUACUUAUUAAAUACUUAUUACAAUACAUGCAUAUAGAAAAAUCGAAUAUAAAAAAUCGAAAAAAAAAAAAAA